Molecule: messenger RNA, 165 nt
Organism: Prorocentrum cordatum
Lineage: Eukaryota; Dinophyceae; Prorocentrales; Prorocentraceae
Source: the annotation of a GenBank genome assembly
GGCUCGGCGAGGCUCGAGGUCACUGGCUUCGCCGAGUCCCGCCCGGAGGAGCAGCAGGACGCGAGCCCUGGUGUGGAUCCGGGGUCGCGGGCAGCGGUGACUCGGAAGAGCAGGCACGAGGCAGGCACGGGAGCUGUUGGCAAGGCACCUACUCCCUUGGACUAA